Phragmites australis (common reed) is the source of this 2271-nucleotide messenger RNA. Its product is annotated as wall-associated receptor kinase-like 20. NCBI's taxonomy places the organism in Eukaryota, Viridiplantae, Streptophyta, Magnoliopsida, Poales, Poaceae. The record is from RefSeq and is a predicted model, not a curated record. Gene Ontology annotation, cellular component: plasma membrane. Gene Ontology annotation, biological process: protein phosphorylation; cell surface receptor signaling pathway. Gene Ontology annotation, molecular function: ATP binding; polysaccharide binding; protein serine/threonine kinase activity. The coding region runs from base 82 to 2052 and encodes 656 amino acids. The transcript has 3 exons.
CGCAAAGCUUCAAACCACCUUAAAACGUUCGGCAUCAGCAACCCAAACGACACGAGCAAAGACACCAGUUAGCAUUCAGAAAUGGCGAGCAUACUGUGCUUAAGCCGUCUCCUCCUCUCGAAAGGCGCCGUCAACAUCCUCGCGCUGCUGCUGCUGAUGCUGCGGGUCAGCCAUGCGCGCCUGUGCCCGCCGUGCGGCUCGACGAUGGUGCCGUACCCGCUCAGUACGGCAGACGGCUGCGGCGACCCGACGUACAAGGUCCGAUGCGCAGCCAACUCGUCCACGCUCUUCUUCGACGCGCUCAACGGCACCUCGUACCCGAUCACCUCCAUCUCCCCGGCGGCGCAGCGCCUCGUGGUGUCACCGGCGCCGUUCGUGCCUCGAGGCGCCUGCGUCUCGCAGGGCGCGCCGGUCGCAAGGGGAGUUCAGCUGAAUUCGUCGCUGCCGUUCAACGUGAGCUCGUCGAAUACCAUCAUGCUGCUCAAUUGCACUGCGGCGCUCCUGCAGUCGCCGCUCAACUGCUCGUCUAACUCGCUCUGCCACGUCUACGCCAACGCUACGGGCUCCACGGCGUCGGUCUGCGCGCCGCUGCCGCUCUGUUGCACGUUCGUGGCGGGAGGCUCGUCGACGUCUUACAGCAUCAGGGUGUCGCCGCAGUUCUGCAGCGCGUACCGGAGCUUCGUGGAGCUCGACCCGGCGCAGCCGCCGGCGACUUGGGGUCGUCGGCUCGGGCUGGAGCUGCAGUGGGCGACUCCCAGGGAGCCGCUCUGCCGCACGCAGGCCGACUGCGAGGACGACACCAACACCACCUGUGCCGAUGACCCGCUCGCGCCCUCCGGUGCCAGCGCGGUCCGGCGCUGCUUCUGCGUAUCCGGGCUCACGUGGAACCCCCUCGCCGGCGCAUGCCAGCAGAAUCUCUCGGAUUGCCAGAGCACACGGGACUGUGGGGGAUCCAACCACACGCCGGUAAUUGCAGGGCUCGUGUGCGGCCUUGGCGGCGCGCUGCUGCUUGCAGCUGCGGGGCUGUUGGCCUACCGGCGGCAGCGGCGCAUCCGGCUCGCCCGGGAGAGGCUUGCCAAGGAGCGCGAGGAGAUCCUGAACGCCAACAACUCGAGCGGCCGCACAGCCAAAAACUUCUCCGGCCGCGAGCUCAAGCGCGCCACGGCCAACUUCUCCCGCGACAACCUCCUCGGCGUCGGCGGCUACGGCGAGGUCUACAAGGGUGUACUCGCUGACGGCACUGUCGUCGCCGUCAAGUGCGCCAAGCUCGGGAAUACCAAGUCCACGGACCAGGUCCUGAACGAGGUGCGCGUGCUGUCGCAGGUGAACCACCGUAGCCUCGUGCGUCUGCUCGGUUGCUGCGUCGACCUCGAGCAGCCGCUCAUGGUGUACGAGUUCAUCUCCAACGGCACGCUCGCCGACCACUUGUACGGCGCCAUGAGCUGCCAGCCGCUCCCGUGGCGCCAGCGCCUGGCCAUCGCACACCAGACGGCGGAGGGCAUCGCGUACUUGCACUUCUCGGCCGUGCCACCGAUCUACCACCGCGACAUCAAGUCGAGCAACAUCCUACUCGAUGAGCGGCUCGACGGCAAGGUCUCUGACUUCGGGUUGUCCCGACUGGCAGAACCAGGGCUUAGCCACGUCUCGACGUGCGCGCAGGGGACGCUGGGGUACCUGGACCCCGAGUACUACCGCAACUACCAGCUCACGGACAAGAGCGACGUGUACAGCUUCGGCGUCGUGCUGCUUGAGCUGCUCACGUCGGAGCGCGCCAUCGACUUUGGCCGUGGAGCCGACGAUGUCAACCUCGCCGUGCACGUGCAGCGGGCGGCGGACGAGGAGCGGCUUAUGGAUGUCGUUGAUCCAGCGAUGAAGGAGGGCGCGACGCAGCUGAAGCUCGACACCAUGAAGGCGCUCGGGUUACUGGCGCUUGGAUGCCUGGAAGAGCGCCGGCAAAACCGACCGUCCAUGAAGGAGGUUGCAGAGGAGAUCGAGUACAUCAUCAACAUCGAGGCUGGCGGCCAUGCCAUCGAGCAGCAGCGCAGCGCAUGAUCGAUAGCUGACUAUGGCUGGCGAGUCAAAAAUGAAAACACGCGGUGUUUUAUAUAGGUUUGGGUCACUCGAAGUAUAAUAAUCCUACAUCAUGUUUAUCUUAUAUUGAUCUGAGUCUAUUAUAAGAGGGUAUGUAGCUAGUCUAGUUAGAUCUAAAUUUAGUUGGCGACUUCUUUGCUCGGCAUCGGCUUUAUCGAAUGGUUUGGGCGACUUCUUCGA